Melanotaenia boesemani (Boeseman's rainbowfish) is the source of this 5399-nucleotide messenger RNA. RefSeq names its product high density lipoprotein binding protein a (gene hdlbpa). Gene Ontology annotation, cellular component: cytoplasm; nucleus. Lineage: Eukaryota; Metazoa; Chordata; Actinopteri; Atheriniformes; Melanotaeniidae. The record is from RefSeq and is a predicted model, not a curated record. Gene Ontology annotation, molecular function: mRNA binding. The transcript has 28 exons. Bases 252 to 4073 code for a protein of 1273 amino acids.
ACCAGACUCUUUGACGUGACGUUGGAGGACAUGAUUGGUGGCCAGCAGUGGUAUAUAUCCGUCAGGCUUCACUCCCACUUUCUCGCCAGUGGAAUUUCAUCUCAGCUUCUGCACCUUCAGGGCAGACGAGAACAUAAAAUAAGCAAAAGCUGGCAGGCUGACGGGAACUUGCAUUUUUACAGGACGGAUUAUCUGGUAACUGACCAUUUAGCUGUGGCACACUCGGACUCUGUUAAAGUGGGAUUUUAACCAUGAGCUCAGUCGCUGUACUUACGCAGGAAAGCUUCAACGAGCACCGCAGUGGGCUCUUGCCAGAGCAGAAUGCGGCUGCUGUGGCAGGCCCCAAUGCUGGAGAGGAGGAGGAUGCCCUUCCUACCUACAAGGAAGCCUUCCCACCUCUGCCUGAGAAGGCGGCCACACCUGAGGGGACCCAGGAAACUGCCAAUGCCUGGACAUCAAAGAUUCGUCCCCUCAAAUCUUCUGUCAUCACCCAGGUUUUCCAUGUGCCGCUAGAGGAGCGCAAGUACAAGGACAUCAACCAGUUUGGGGAAGGAGACCAAGCGAAGGUCUGUGUGGACAUCAUGCAUAAGACUGGAGCCCAUCUGGAACUCUCCUUGGCGAAAGAUCAGGGUCUCUCCAUCAUGGUUUCAGGAAAGCUGGACGCUGUGAUGAAGGCCCGUAAGGAGAUUGUGUCUAGACUGCAGACUCAAGCCUCAGCUACUGUCGCCAUCCCUAAGGAGCACCAUCGUUUUGUCAUUGGCAAAAAUGGGGAGAAACUUCAGGAGCUAGAGCUCAAAACCGCCACCAAAAUCCAGAUCCCACGACCUGACGACUCCAGCAACCAGAUCAAGAUCUCUGGCACUAAGGAGGGCCUGGAGAAGGCGAAGCAUGAGAUCCUGUUGAUCUCUGCUGAGCAGGACAAGCGCGCAGUGGAGCGGGUAAACAUUGACAAGGUGUACCACCCCUUCAUUACCGGGGCCUACAACAAGCUGGUUGGAGAGAUGAUGCAGGACACCGGUGCCCGUAUCAAUGUUCCCCCUCCAAGUGUGAAUAAGACGGAGAUUGUCAUCACUGGGGAAAAGGAGCAGGUGGCCCUUGCUGUGGCUAUGAUUAAGAAGAUUUAUGAAGAGAAGAAGAAGAAUGCCACCACCAUAGCGGUGGAGGUGAGGAAGUCUCAGCACAAAUAUGUGGUUGGCCCCAAGGGAAACACCCUGCAGGAGAUCCUGGAUAGAACUGGUGUGUCGGUUGAGAUCCCACCUUCUGACAGCAGCUCAGAAACAGUCAUCCUUCGUGGGGAGCCAGACCGUCUGGGUCAGGCCCUCACUGAAGUUUAUGCCAAGGCAAACAGUUACACUGUUUCCUCGGUGUCAGCUCCCUCUUGGCUUCAUCGAUUCAUUAUUGGCAAGAAGGGACAGAACUUGGCCAAGAUUACCCAACAGAUGCCUAAGGUGCACAUCGAGUUCACCGAGGGAGAAGACAAGAUCACCCUUGAGGGUCCAACCAAAGAUGUGCAAAUGGUGCAGAGUCAGAUUGAAGCCAUUGUUACAGAUUUGGUGAGCCGAAUGGACUAUGCAGAGAUCAGUGUCGAUCCCAAAUUCCACCGGCACCUCAUUGGAAAAGGAGGCGUUAACAUCAACCGCAUUAAAGAGCUUCACAAGGUGACUGUCCGCAUCCCCCCCGACAACGAGAAGAGCAACCUGAUCCGUAUCGAGGGGGAUCCCCAAGGUGUGCAGGAGGCCAAAAAGGAGCUGCUUGAGCUUGCGUCACGCAUGGAGAAUGAGCGUACAAAGGACCUGAUCAUUGAACAGCGUUUUCACAGAGCCAUCAUCGGCCAAAAAGGGGAGAAGAUCAAAGAAGUGCGGGACAAAUUCCCAGAUGUCAUCAUCAAUUUCCCUGACCCAGCACAGAAAAGUGACAUCGUUCAACUUCGUGGCCCCCGAAAUGAAGUGGAGAAAUGCUCCAAAUUCAUGCAGAAGAUAGUGGCUGAGAUGGUGGAGAACAGCUACUCCGUCUCCGUCCCCAUCUUCAAGCAGUUUCACAGAAACAUAAUCGGAAAAGGAGGAUCAAAUAUCAAGAAGAUUCGUGAAGAAACAAACACCAAAAUUGACCUACCGGCUGAGAACAGCAACUCUGAGAUGAUUGUCAUCACUGGGAAGAAGGCAAACUGUGACGCUGCGCGGAACCGUAUUUUGGCCAUUCAGAAAGAGCUGGCAAACAUCACAGAAGUAGAUGUGUCCAUUCCCUCAAAGUUGCACAACUCCUUGAUUGGGUCAAAGGGCCGUUUGGUGCGCUCCAUCAUGGAGGAGUGCGGUGGUGUGCACAUCCACUUUCCCACAGAGGGUUCAGGCAUUGAUAAGGUCACCAUCAGGGGACCUGUGGAGGAGGUGGAGAAAGCUAAGCAGCAACUUCUGGCCCUGGCAGAGGAGAAGCAAACAAAGAGUCACACUGCCGAGCUGCACGCAAAGCCAGAAUACCACAAGUUUCUCAUUGGAAAAGGUGGCGGAAACAUCCGCAAGGUUCGCGACAGCACCGGGGCCAGAAUCAUCUUCCCCACACCUGAUGACAAAGACCAGGAACUGAUCACUGUGGUCGGCACAGAGGAAGCAGUGCGGGAGGCCCAGAAAGAGCUGGAGGAACUCAUCAAGAGUUUGGACAACAUUGUUGAGGACACGAUGAGCGUUGACCCCAAGCAUCACCGCUACUUUGUGUCCCGCCGUGGUCAAGUCCUCAGGGACCUCGCGGAUGAGUACGGUGGUGUGAUGGUGAGCUUUCCUCGCACAGGAUCUCAGAGCGAAAAGGUCACCCUCAAAGGAGCCAAAGAAUGUGUGGAGGCUGCUAAAAAGCGCAUGCUGGAGAUUAUUGAGGACUUGGAUGCUCAAGUGACGGUUGAGUGUGUGAUUUCUCAGAAGUUCCACCGUUCUAUCAUGGGUCCCAAAGGGUCGCGGAUUCAGCAGAUCACAAGAGAUCACAAUGUGCAGAUUAAAUUCCCAGAACGGGAGGACCCUCAAGCAGCAGCUCCAGCUGAAGCUCCAGUUCAAGAGAACGGAGAGGCGAACGGUGAAGUGAAGGAACCAGUUGAUCCAAACGCACCCAAGAAGUGUGACGUGAUUGUGAUUUCUGGCCGAAAAGAGCGCUGCGAGGCGGCUGUGGAAGCUUUGAAGGCCCUGGUUCCUGUCACCACUGAAGUGGAAGUGCCUUUUGAGCUUCAUCGAUACAUCAUUGGACAGAAAGGAAGUGGGAUUCGCAAGAUGAUGGAUGAAUUCGAGGUAAAUAUUCAAGUGCCUGCUCCUGAGCAGCAGUCUGAUAAAAUUGCAAUCACCGGCUUGGCCAAUCACCUCGACCGAGCUAAAGAGGGUCUGUUGGAGCGAGUCAAAGAACUGCAAGCCGAGCAGGAGGAUCGGGCACUCAGGAACUUCAAGCUGACCAUCACUGUGGACCCCAAGUAUCACCCAAAAAUCAUAGGCCGCAAGGGUGCCAUUAUUACCAACAUCCGCACUGAGCAUGAUGUUAACAUCCAGUUCCCAGAGAAGAAUGAUGAAAACCAGGAUCAGAUAACUAUUACAGGGUAUGAGCACAAAGCCAUAGCUGCACGAGACGCCAUCCAGACGAUCGUGGACGAGUUGGAGGAGAUGAUCUCUGAGAACAUCACCCUGGACAGCAGGGUCCAUGCUCGCAUCAUUGGAGCUCGUGGCAAAGGCAUACGCAAGAUCAUGGAUGAGUUUAAGGUUGAUCUCAGGUUUCCUCAGAGUGGAGCUACAGACCCAAACCUGGUGACAGUCAUAGGUCGCCCUGAGCUUGUGGAUGAAGCCAUUGACCACCUCCUUAACCUAGAAGAGGAAUAUAUGGUUGAUGUUGUGGAAAACGAGACAAAGAUGUCUUACAUGAGGCCACCUAGUGGUAGCGCAGCUGCCAUGGACGAACAACGUGGCCCGUCCAAAGGUUUUGUGGUGAGAGAGGCUCCCUGGGCUACAUCUAAUGAGAAGGCUCCGGAUGUGAGCAGCUCUGAAGACUUCCCAAGCUUCGGAGCCCCGGUAGCAACCAAGACCUCACCCUGGGGACCCAAGCGCUUCUAAACUGUGCUGCUACACACGGCCCCAAGUUUAACCAAUCACAAUCUUACCCUGUCAUCGUCCCAAUCUUGACCUGGACUGACCGCGCUGACCCUAAAGUCUUCAGUUCUGAGAAUGUCAUCCUUCUCUGUUUAUCUUGGUCUACCCCUCCAGAGUCAUCAGUGCUUUCAGAUACUGUAAUUGACUUGUGAGCUUUGUAUCUGCAUUAAAUACCAUCUUAUGCUUAAAAAGUGACAGGUGUUGCAGUUACAUCAAGCAGCAACAGACUGAUCUUUAAAUGUCGACCAGACCUGACAACUCAUUGUGGUUUGAACUGUUAUACCAAAUUGUGGUGGCCAGACAUCAGUUCUUUCAUUCGAGCUGCCCUUAGUUGCCUUUUGCAGGAGGUGGUAAAGGGACUGAAUCCCUGCCAUUCAGAUAUUAUGCCUCACCAAUGAGGCCAGCUGUUUCAGAAACUCACCCCUUCCUGCUUUAUCCAUGUAGCUGAGUGAAAAUUGUCAGUCAUCAGCCCCAAAGCACACUAUAGUGGUUGUCCUCUGUGAUGUCUUCAUCUGCUUGUAACUGUGCUUCUGUGACUACGAUCAAGUAGUGUCACCUACUUGUAGCCUUAUGAAUUGGUUAAACUGAACAGGGGGAGGUGGGGGGGGCAGCUCGCUUUCAGCCACUGCAGAAUCGCACCCACUCAAACUGCCAGAUGCUUGGAGAUCAUGACCACAACUAAACCUCGUACAACACUAGGCAUAGAGCUCCAACGCAUCAAACCUCACACUAAACGUUGAAUGAUAUUUUUUUUUUUUUUAAAGCAUUGAAGUAAAUUACUCUGCAGAAGAAUAUGACUGAGCAAACAGCAGACCAUUGUGUGCCAACUGUCUAGUGAUGUCCUGUGUUAGUCACCCUCUGUAUUGGGUCAGUGUCCAGUCCCUUUGUCUUCCAGUUGCUAUGCAGAAUCCUCUGUUCAAUAGCAAUGUUCCCCCUUUUUUUUUUUUUUUUUUUUUCUUUUUUUUUUUUUUUUUUUUGUAAAUCAGCCUUACAGCUAGAUGGAUACAAACCAGGUAGAGAUGAUGCCAAAGUGCAUUUACAAACUGGAAGGUGUUCCUUUUUAAAAGCUUGAAAUGUUCUGCCCAGUCAUGGUAAUUUGGUUAAAAGUUUGCUUGGGGUGCAUGGUAAGCUUGGCUUCUAAAUUAACAUCCAUCAUCAACCUACCUUUUGGUUUAUAUCCUUCUAGUGUUGAAUGAAAGAAUAUGCAAAAUACCAUUGAGAUGAACGGUUAUGGAUGACACUGGAAAAAGGAAAAAAAAGUCCAAAAAGUCAAUAAAAAUGGAAAAUCUU